AUGCUCAACGCUUCCGCAACUGAGCUUCCGCCGCUCCCGUCCUACACCCUUACUCCCCGCCAACCACUCAUCGCCCCUAUUCCAGAUAAUGCCACCAUUCUCAUUCUCCCAGUAGUUGCCUACUGGGCCCUGUCCAUGAUUUUUCACUGGAUAGACGUGAAUGAUUACUUCCCGCAAUACCGCCUUCACACUCCAGCAGAGAUUCUGAAGAGGAACCAUGUCACCCGCUGGGAGGUGGUGCGCGACGUCAUCCUACAGCAGAUCAUCCAGACCCUCUUUGGCAUCUUGCUCAUAUUCUUCGAUCAGCCAGAGUUCAAUGGCAGAGAAGAGUAUGAUAUUGCCGUCUGGGCCACCCGUAUCCGCCUCGCCCAGCGCGCGGUGCCCCGGCUUAUGAUGCUGCUAGGAGUUGACCCUGUGAGCCUGGCGGCCAAGCUCUCGGGCUAUCCUAUUCUUGCUGCUGUCGUGUCAGGAGGCCAUUACCCGUUUCUGACCCAGGUGGUCACUUCAUCAACAGGAGAGACUGCCACAGCACCUGCCUUCGCCGCCUGGGAGUGGGCCGUUGGCUAUUCUAUAUACUACUACCUUAUCCCGGCGCUCCAGUUUGUAUAUGCCAUCACCUUUGUCGACACAUGGCAGUACUUCCUUCACCGCGCUAUGCAUAUGAACAAGUGGCUAUACACUACAUUCCACUCAAGGCAUCAUAGGUUAUAUGUACCAUACGCCUUUGGUGCUUUGUAUAACCAUCCAUUUGAGGGCUUCCUUCUCGACACAGCCGGCACCGGCCUUGCAUUCCUCACCUGUGGCAUGACCACUCGACAGGGAAUGUGGUUUUUCACCUGCUCAACGCUCAAGACUGUCGAUGACCACUGCGGUUACGCCUUCCCCUGGGACCCCCUUCAGCAUGUCACUGGAAACAACGCCGCUUAUCAUGACAUCCACCACCAGAGCUGGGGCAUCAAAUCAAACUUCAGCCAACCAUUCUUCACUUUCUGGGAUCGCCUGCUGGACACCCGCUGGAAGGGUGAUGUCACGCUGAGAUAUGAACGGUCUCGGAUGGCAGCACAGAAAAAGGUUGACGUUGACUUGGCCAGUUGCUCUCAGACUGACGGCACACAGGAACAGAAACAAAUACCACAGUCGGAAACUCACAUAGUGGCUUCUAGAGACGACGAUGAUGCAUCCACCCGUUCUUUGCUGAAGCGGAGCGUCCGCAAAACCACUAAUUCGUUUUCUCCUCAGUCAGAUUCUCUGAAGGGUCUAACCCAUCGUCUAAGUGGCAGCAUCCAGCAUAAAUAA
This is a messenger RNA of Trichophyton benhamiae CBS 112371, 1296 nucleotides long. RefSeq lists its product as uncharacterized. The transcript is spliced from 2 exons. Gene Ontology annotation, molecular function: oxidoreductase activity; iron ion binding. The record is from RefSeq and is a predicted model, not a curated record. Bases 1 to 1296 code for a protein of 431 amino acids. Lineage: Eukaryota; Fungi; Ascomycota; Eurotiomycetes; Onygenales; Arthrodermataceae. Gene Ontology annotation, biological process: lipid biosynthetic process.